ACUGACAUCAGAGCCGCAGGCGGGCGGAGAGAGCCGCCGAGCCCAGCCGAGACGAGCCCCAGCCCCAGCGAGAGAGCGGGCGGGUGGCCCAGGCGCGCAGCGCUGAGGACCGCGGCCAGAGCUCGGCGCCAACUACCGCGGGCCUCCCAGCCAGCCCCGCGGCGGGGCAGCCGCAGGAGCCCUGGCUGUGGCCGGGGGGCAGUGGGCCAUGCCGGGGGCAGUGGAAGGCCCCAGGUGGAAGCAGGCAGAGGACAUUAGGGACAUUUACGACUUCCGAGAUGUUCUGGGCACGGGGGCCUUCUCGGAGGUGAUCCUGGCAGAAGAUAAAAGGACGCAGAAGCUGGUGGCCAUCAAAUGCAUUGCCAAGAAGGCCCUGGAGGGCAAGGAAGGCAGCAUGGAGAAUGAGAUUGCUGUCCUGCACAAGAUCAAGCACCCCAACAUUGUAGCCCUGGAUGACAUCUAUGAGAGUGGGGGCCAUCUCUACCUCAUCAUGCAGCUGGUGUCGGGUGGGGAGCUCUUUGACCGUAUUGUGGAAAAAGGCUUCUACACGGAGCGGGACGCCAGCCGCCUCAUCUUCCAGGUGCUGGAUGCUGUGAAAUACCUACAUGACCUGGGCAUUGUACACCGGGAUCUCAAGCCAGAGAAUCUGCUAUACUACAGCCUGGAUGAAGACUCCAAAAUAAUGAUCUCCGACUUUGGCCUCUCCAAGAUGGAGGACCCGGGCAGUGUGCUCUCCACCGCCUGCGGAACUCCGGGAUACGUGGCCCCUGAGGUCCUGGCCCAAAAGCCCUACAGCAAGGCUGUGGAUUGCUGGUCCAUAGGUGUCAUCGCCUACAUCCUGCUCUGCGGUUAUCCCCCCUUCUAUGAUGAGAAUGAUGCCAAACUCUUUGAACAGAUUUUGAAGGCCGAGUACGAGUUUGACUCUCCUUACUGGGACGACAUCUCUGAAUCCGCCAAAGAUUUCAUCCGGCACUUGAUGGAGAAGGACCCAGAGAAAAGAUUCACCUGUGAGCAGGCCUUGCAGCACCCAUGGAUUGCAGGAGAUACGGCUCUAGAUAAGAAUAUCCACCAGUCGGUGAGUGAGCAGAUCAAGAAGAACUUUGCCAAGAGCAAGUGGAAGCAAGCCUUCAAUGCCACAGCUGUGGUGCGGCACAUGAGGAAACUGCAGCUAGGCACCAGCCAGGAGGGGCAGGGGCAGACGGCGAGCCACGGGGAGCUGCUGACACCAGUGGCUGGGGGGCCGGCAACUGGCUGUUGCUGUCGAGACUGCUGCGUGGAGCCGGGCCCAGAACUGUCCCCUACACUGCCCCACCAGCUCUAGGGCCCUGGACCUCGGGUCAGGAUCCCCUGCGUGGGAGGGCUUGGGGGCAGCCUGCUCCCCUUCCCUCCCUGAACUGGGAGUUUCUCUGCCCUGUCCCCUCCUCACCUGCUUCCCUACCACUCCUCACUGCAUUUUCCAUACAAAUAUUUCUAUUUUAUUGUUCCUUCUUGUAAUAAAGGGAAGAAGAUAAAACCAU
Molecule: messenger RNA, 1517 nt
Organism: Mandrillus leucophaeus (drill)
Lineage: Eukaryota; Metazoa; Chordata; Mammalia; Primates; Cercopithecidae
Gene: CAMK1
Product: calcium/calmodulin-dependent protein kinase I
Exons: 12
Coding region: 209-1321 (370 amino acids)
Biological process (GO): peptidyl-serine phosphorylation
Cellular component (GO): intracellular anatomical structure
Molecular function (GO): calmodulin binding; ATP binding; calcium/calmodulin-dependent protein kinase activity
Source: RefSeq, a predicted model, not a curated record